AUGACAAUCUUGCAAAGCAAGCCUAAUAUUACAGAUAUUAAGGCAUCCGUUGAUGCGGCGUUAGAGUCAUUACAAACAAGCUUAAGAGAAUUAAACCGAGAGAUCUGGUCCAAUCCAGAAACAGCAUAUCAAGAGUACAAAGCUCACGACGCGAUUUGCGACUUCCUUGAAGCACAGGGCUUUACUGUGACUCGCCACGCAUAUGGACUGGACACAUCGUUUGAAGCCAUCAGUGGGUCUGGCGGACGGUUGAUCAAUUUCAACGCUGAAUAUGACGCAUUACCCGACAUAGGCCACGCCUGUGGCCAUAAUCUUAUCACAACCAGCAGUGUCGCUGCUUUCUUGGCACUCUCUGCUCUUCUGAAGCGGUAUGGGAUCCCUGGUCGUACUCAGCUCUUAGGCACACCGGCUGAGGAGAAUGGCGGUGGGAAGGCUAAACUGAUCGAUGCCGGGGCUUACAAGGGUGUUGAUAUCUCCUUGAUGGCGCAUGCUGGUCCCGAGAAGCUCUUUCCCGGUGUUGAAGCCACUGGCGUGGGUGGCGUCUUGAUGAAUGCCCGCAAACAGAUUCACUGUGAAUUUACUGGAAAGAGUGCCCACGCUGGUGGCAAUCCUUGGGAAGGCGUCAAUGCGCUUGAUGCUCUGGUAACCUCUUACAAUAAUGUUGCCGUCCUACGGCAACAGCUCCAACCAGAUGAACGUGUUCAUUGUGCGUUCUUGGAUACUCCUAAGGUAGCCAACGUCAUCCCGUCCUAUACCAAGGCCUAUUGGCAGGUUCGCAGCCCGACCCUGAAAGGCUUGAAUCGGUUGAUGAUCAAGGUGCGCAACUGCAUUGAGGCAGGUGCAUUGGCGACGGGAUGUGAAGUUAAGACCAUAGAAGAUGAGCUGUACACUGACAUUAAGAUAAACGACACCCUGUGUGAACGUUAUCAGGCCCACAUGGGUAGCUACGAUCGAAAUGUCCUGAAGAGCCAUGAGAAAGUCUUAACUGGGUCCUCCGAUAUUGGCAAUGUCAGUUAUAUUAUGCCCACCCUCCAUACCAUGUUUGGUAUACCGGGACCGGACGGAUCGUUCCCUCACCACCCGUCGUUUGCAGCAGCGGCUGGCACUGAUGAUGCUCAUGUUGAGGCAGUUGUUGUGGGCAAAUCGUUGGCCAUGAUCGGAUGGGAAAUGAUCACGGACGAAGCUUUAUUUGCGCAGGCUAAGGCACAAUGGGAAAAGUGUAUCCAGGAAUAA
Molecule: messenger RNA, 1233 nt
Organism: Aspergillus bombycis
Lineage: Eukaryota; Fungi; Ascomycota; Eurotiomycetes; Eurotiales; Aspergillaceae
Product: M20 family metallopeptidase
Exons: 5
Coding region: 1-1233 (410 amino acids)
Molecular function (GO): dipeptidase activity
Source: RefSeq, a predicted model, not a curated record